UGACACGCAGAUGGCUCGGCUCACGUCAACGGAGCUCGAAGAGAUGCACAUGGUGUACGACCAUUUUCAAUUUUCACGCGAAGUCUUGAACAAUUUUGUUCUUGAAAAACUCGAAUUCAGAUGCAGAUGCACUUUGAUUUGAUUCUUCAGAAGUAGUUUAGAACGAUGAAUCAGAUGAUGGAAAAAUGUUCUUCUGACAAUGAAGAUCCAGAGAAAAAGCAGAAGGAAAAAGAGGAUGUUACUGCAGAUCCAGAAUUCUUUAGCUGCAUGCUUCAGCCAUGUUCCGCGAACUCCGAUCCUAAUUACAUCGGGGCCCGCCGUCUUCUACUAUCUCGCAAGGCUCGAUCCGGUGUUCUUCAGCGAAAGGAUUGGAGAUGCAAUGGCAAAGGCUAUGUUGGUUAUCGCAAUUUUAUUACCAAAUUGGAGAAUCGAAUGAAGUUGCAGUCACCUAGCCACCUGAGUAGUCCUGGAACCAGUGGGCAAUGGGCACCAUCUUCAGGUCCAGCCUCCAUUACACAUGACAUAGACAGCUGGAGUUUUAGCAGGGAUCCAAGUGAAAGCCAAACAGUGAGUCGCACAAACAGUAUAAGAUCAAAUUUAAGUGAAACUGAUCAUUCACGUAGAAAAACUGAACCAGCAUAUUCUUUUGUGGGAAUGCAUUGCAUAUUUGAUGAAUGCAAAUCCAUGGUUACUGUUAUAAAGUUUGGGAAUAUGAGCUCUGAUUUACUUGCAUUUGGAGCAACUGAUGGAACUUUGUCAGUUUGUACUGUUUCUGAGCCACCUUCAGUUAUGAAGAAGUUAAUUGGUCACUCAAAAGAUGUCACAGAUUUUGACUUCACAAUGAACAAUCAUUACAUUGCAUCAUCUUCACUGGAUAAAACUGUGAGAGUGUGGGAUAUACCAAAGGGCCUUUGCAUUCGAGUAAUUUACGGAGUUGCCCCUCAGCUAUGUAUCCGAUUUCACCCUGUGAAUAAUAACUUCCUUUCAGUUGGCAAUGCAAACAGAGAAAUUUCGGUAUUGAAUUUUAGCACAGGAAGAUUAACAGAUAAAAUAGUUGUGGACAGCAAGGUUACUGCGAUGGAUUAUGACAAUACUGGGCAAUUUAUUUUUUGUGGGGAUGCACACGGGUAUCUAUAUACAGUAUCUGUUAACUCCCAUCAAGGUACCUUAUCUAGGUCCCAUCGUGCUAGAAAUAGUAGCAAGAGUAAAUCUGAAAUCACUACUAUCCAAUAUAGAACUUUCUCUCUCAUGACACGUGGCCCUGUUUUGCUCUCUUUUUCAAGAGAUGGAACUUUGUCUUUCUUCAGUGUUUCUUUGGAAUUACAAGGGUAUUUGACAUUACUAUGCUCACUAAAACUGGCUCAAAGAAUUCAUAGCAUUCGGGCUUCUUUUUGCCCUUUGCUUUCUCUUGAAAAAGGAGAAUUUAUAGUUGCUGGAAGUGAAGAUGCGUCUGUUUACUUCUAUGACUUAACUCGACCAAAGCAUGCAUGCGUUAACAAGUUACAGGGACAUGGAUGUCCGGUUAUCGGGGUUGCCUGGAAUCAUGGUGAGAAUUUUUUGGCCUCCUCGGACUACAGUGGCACUGUCAUUGUGUGGAAGAGAGCAAAGACAGAUGACAAAAAGUAGACAUAUGUCUGAGUAAAGUUACAAAAAUACCCUCGAUUUAAAGCUUACAGAUACGAAAGAAACUUUUUUACUACUUCAACACACUUGUUAUCUCCAGAUUGAUCUAAACUUUGUAAACCUUGUAAAAUGUUGUAUGUGAAGAAAUAUAUAAUAUAGUAUAUGUUGAUGUAA
Messenger RNA from Lactuca sativa (garden lettuce), 1797 nucleotides. RefSeq lists its product as uncharacterized. The record is from RefSeq and is a predicted model, not a curated record. Lineage: Eukaryota; Viridiplantae; Streptophyta; Magnoliopsida; Asterales; Asteraceae. Gene Ontology annotation, cellular component: nucleus. Gene Ontology annotation, molecular function: protein binding; promoter-specific chromatin binding.